AUGCCUUUUUUCAGAAUCGCAGGGGGGCAAAUUCUGUCAACAGUGAAGAUGCAUUUGUUAAAAGGCCGAAGCAAUGGGGAUCCUUUCUGUCGAGCGGUAGAGGAAGUUGUAGAAGGCUGGGAUUUGAAGAUUAAAAAUAUUAUCGAAUCACAACAUGAUGUCUUGACUGCCAGCACCACUGGAGUUAGCCCAGCACGGCCAAAAUUACAUUCCAUAAACCAUGGCACUGUGUAUUGUGGCAGAGAUACUGUAAAGGUCUUACUAGUUCUUCUGGAUGAAGAAGCGGCCAAUCUUCCUACCCCAAAUAAAGCAGAACUAUUAUACAAUGAUGAAAAUUUAAGUCUGUUUGGAAUUACUUCUGUUUUGACGCUAUUCAGAUCUCCAGUACAAUCUAGGGGAUUAUCUCCAAAACCUCUUAGACAGCGUGUUCAGAAAUUGCUGGAUGAAAAAAAAAAUAAGAUGAAGCAACCGUCAAUCAAGUCCCAGUUUGCAUGUACAUAUAAAGAUGCAUCGAGUGAAAGGAAGGGUCAGCGCUUCCUCAAAAGUAGCAUAUACCUGGCACCAAAGCAACUUUUAAAAGAUGAAUCUCUCAUAGAGGGUAUGAAUUUGCGUCUUGACAUACCAGCGCUUGGAACUAUUUCUGAAAAUGUUCACCGGAAUAGAAGUGAAACAGAAAUGGGCAAAUUGAGUUGUCAGUCAAGAAGCAAAAACUCCAAGAAUGAGCAGAUGGAUUUGAAUACUGAUGGAGGAAGCUGUGAUAAGGAAAGUGAGCUCUCUUUGCCAAAAAAUGCUAAAAGACCUAAAGUUUCAAGCAAUCCACAAAAAUUUGACAACAAAGUUGGUGGGGCAGGAAAACGCAGCAAAACUGCAAUCAAGAAUAAAUUGAUUCCUGGUCAGGCAAAAUUAACUCAUUUUUUUCGACUAUAA
Tinamus guttatus (white-throated tinamou) is the source of this 927-nucleotide messenger RNA. NCBI's taxonomy places the organism in Eukaryota, Metazoa, Chordata, Aves, Tinamiformes, Tinamidae. The record is from RefSeq and is a predicted model, not a curated record.